GCGCUGCCCGCCGCCGGGGGCUGGCUGCCGCCGCGGCGAGCGGCGGGUGGCGGCGGGCGGCGAUGGGCACGGCGGCCGUGCACCUCCUGCUGCUGCUGGGGCUGCUGCACGCCGGGCCCGGCGGCGAGGGCAGGAAGGGCUGGCGGCGGCGGGGCCCGGCCGCCCGCGAGCGCGGGGAGGCGGCGGCGGCGGAGAGCUUCCCGCUGGACUUCACGGCGGUGGAGGGGAACAUGGACAGCUUCAUGGCGCAGGUCAAGAGCCUGGCGCAGUCGCUGUACCCCUGCUCGGCCCAGGCGCUGCCGCACGACCUGCGCCUGCACCUCCUGCACAACGCCUCGGUCACCUGCAACGACGGCAGCCCGGCCGGGUACUACCUGAAGGAGUCCAAGGGCAGCCGGCGGUGGCUGCUGUUCCUGGAAGGAGGGUGGUACUGCUUCAACAGGGAGAACUGCGACACCCGCUACGACACCAUGCGCAGGCUGAUGAGCUCCCGGGAGUGGCCCGCGACACGAGUGGGAACUGGGAUCCUGUCAUCGCAGCCAGAAGAAAAUCCCCACUGGUGGAACGCAAACAUGGUAUUCAUCCCGUAUUGCUCAAGUGAUGUUUGGAGCGGUGCCUCUUCCAAGUCUGAGAAAAAUGAAUAUGCCUUCAUGGGAGCACUGAUCAUUCAGGAGGUUAUAAAGGAGCUGGUGGGAAAAGGCCUUAGCACUGCAAAGGUGUUGCUGCUAGCGGGGAGCAGUGCUGGAGGGACAGGAGUGCUCCUGAACGUGGAUCGCGUGGCAGAGCAGCUGGAGGAGAUGGGUUAUCAAGGGAUUCAGGUUCGAGGCCUGGCAGACUCCGGAUGGUUCCUGGAUAAUAAACAGUAUCGCAGAACUGACUGUAUCGAUACCAUAACGUGUGCUCCAACAGAAGCCAUCAGAAGAGGAAUAAGGUACUGGAAUGGUAUCGUACCUGAACGCUGUAAGCUGCAGUUUAAAGAGGGAGAGGAAUGGAAUUGCUUUUUUGGAUAUAAGAUUUACCCUACUCUUCGAUGUCCAGUCUUUGUUGUCCAGUGGCUCUUUGAUGAGGCCCAGCUUACUGUAGACAACGUACACCUCACUGGCCAGCCUGUUCAGGAGGGGCAGUGGCUCUACAUCCAGAAUCUGGGUAGGGAGCUGAGAAACACCUUGAAGGAUGUGACCGCUAGCUUUGCUCCUGCCUGUUUGUCUCAUGAGAUCAUUACACGCAACCACUGGACAGACAUCCAGGUGAAGGGGACAUCGUUACCCCGGGCCCUGCACUGUUGGGAUCGGAGCCUACACGAGAGCAACAAAAAUGGGAAGGCCCCUCUGAAAGGCUGCCCGAUUCACCUGAUCGACAGCUGUCCCUGGCCCCACUGCAACCCCUCCUGCCCCACUAUCAGGGACCAGUUCACAGGGCAGGAGAUGAAUGUCAUCCAGUUCCUCAUGCACAUGGGUUUUGAUGUUCAGAAGAUGGCACAGCAGCAGGGCCUGGAGCCCAGCAAACUCCUGGGGAUGCUCAGCAGUGGUAACUAGGAAGGGGGCUGCAGAGGGGCAGAGCGAUUAGAUCCGGAGGAGACUCCAAGCCCUUCUCCCACACUUUCUAAUCUUCUUCCUUACGCUCAUGCAGGCAGACGCACGCUCACACCCACGCAUGCUCAAACCUGUACACACCCACGUGCUCCCACACUCUUGCACACUUAGGAUGUGUCAAGAAAGAAAAAAAAAAAAAAAAAAAAAAAAAGGGCAAUUUCUUGCUUACACUAUUUGACUGGAACUCAUUGCCUCCAAACGCCAGGGCUGAGUUUUGGCCAUUCAUAUCCUGUGUUACACAAGGCAAUCUGAUACAGGGAGUAGCAAAGCCAUAAAUAGCAGCAAUGAGAACCUUCCCCAGAUCUAGGACUUCUUCCCUUGCCAUGAAUUUUACAUCAUAGACUUGAUACAAGUGGUGAAAAAAGCAAGCACUGGAUUUCUUUUGUCCAACUAGAAGUGAAGGAAUGAUUACAUGACUUCCUGGAGGUCAGCAUCUCAUGAUGAGUCAUAACAUACGAACCCAGGACACGUGCUAGGGAUGGACACUCUUGUACUCAAUUUACUUUCGUAUUAUUUUAUAAAAUGACUUUUUUAUUACUUUUUUUAAACUAAGCAAGAAAUAUAAAUGAUAUUGUUUUGUAACAUAUUUUUUUUAAAUAACGAAGAAACCUCUUGCUACUUUGGCAACGUGGACAUAUUUAUUUUAAUAUGUAAAACGCUAUUUAUAAGGGCUGACCAGAGAACCAUACAUAUGUCUUUGUAAAGUUGUUUAUGCUGCUCAUUUGGAUGGGUUAUCCUUGUGAUCACUUGUGCCUGGGAAAAAAGGGCUGAGGGUGGUAUUGACGUUUUGUAAUAAUUAGACUUCUGUGUUCCCCUUGCAGUACGCUUUGUCAUUGUUGCGCUGAUGAGAGGUUGCAAUACGAGGUCUAAGUACAGAGAUUUUCACCCGGCGUUGAUGCUUGCCUACUUGCACGGCGUUUUCAGCUUGACUGUGAUUUGCCAGGUGUUGGGGGCGUUGCAUUUUAAGAUGCAGGGAGAUCUGGUUUUGCAGCAAAGGCCUCUGUUCUAGUGAGAGAAGUGUUUGAUCAGACCGUCUGGCCCGUCUUAAAAUGGGGAGCACUUGGAACAUGAAAGGCAGAGAACACAAGACAAGCACGAACAUAUUUUUGUUCUUCUAGUCGUUUGCGAACACGCCCACCUCGGAAGGGAGAAUCCCCGUCGGUGGUAAUGGGAGGAGAAGACGGGAGGGAUCGUGAAUGCGGAGCUGGAGGGAGCGGGAGACCGUUCCUCGGCAGGGAAAGCGCUUUACGCUGCCGUGUGCGCGGCUGGAGCAGACAAACCUGCGCGAGGAGCAUAAUGACAUCCUUUCUGCAGAGUCCUUGAUACCGACUUUGCAUUCGCCUGCACUUGCGUAAAUGGUUAUACAACGCGUUUGGCCACAAAAAAAUUAGGGCCUAAUUUUAGAAGAAUUCCAUGCACUUUGAAGAUAAGUCUUGCCAGGUUAAAAUGGUAAUGCUGCUUGUAGCAUCCGCUGUCUUAGGUGAGUAAAACCAAAACUGAACAAAACUGCAGCCAUUUGGUUACUUUUCAUGGGCUUCAGCAGCCCGGCAGCGCCACCCAGGAAAUUACCCAUCCUGUUGUACAAGAUGGGUUUAGUACGCAUUUAAGGUAAAAAAGUAGCUAAAGAGAAAAUGAACGGUGCUCCCAGCAGAACCGAAACGUAGGAAAACUACGAGUGGAGUUUCCCUAAGAACAAUAUAGGGAUUACUAAUAUCCUUUAUGUUUUAAUGACUUGGGUAUACAAGUAAAAUUGUUCUGAUUACAUUUUUCAUGCCACCAAGUUAAGAGGCUUCUUCAGUACAGACAACAUUUGGGAAAGCGUCCAGGAGGAUGGGAUUCCUUUGGGGCUGGAGUCACGUGGAGUCAAAGUGCUGGUACUUGAGCAGCGUCCGGAAUUCCUGCUGUGCGCUGGUUCAUCGGGAGCACCGCGGGGACCGCUGCGCGUCAGCUCUUCGCAGGACGACUAUACACAAGGUGAUGCACCCGUAGAUGUGGCAAGUGCCCUGGGCUGCGUCCAGCGAUGUAUUCCUACUAGGAAACAGUAAAGUGUAAGUGCCACUGUUGAAGUUUGGAAUACUUUUUUUGCAGAGCUGGUUACGUGUAUCCAGGUAAACUAAUUCUAAAUCUAAAACAUUAAUUCAAAGGUUAAUUUCUAAAAGGCAAAAAGUGUUUGGGGGGGAUAUUUUCCUUGCAAGCACAGGAAAAAAUCCCUGGGAGUCAGGGGUCACUCUUCUCGCUUAGUGCGCCACUGCAACAGUCUUUUAAAAUGCCUCGGAAAUAUUUUUAAAGGGGAACUUGGUUAAUUUGUUAGAAAAAUUAUACAAUGUGGUUACAUGUCAUAGCCAGAAAUCGGGAUCUGUAACCCAGGAAGUCACAUCCAGCUCUAUACUUCUUCUUGUA
Chroicocephalus ridibundus (black-headed gull) is the source of this 3992-nucleotide messenger RNA. RefSeq names its product notum, palmitoleoyl-protein carboxylesterase (gene NOTUM). The record is from RefSeq and is a predicted model, not a curated record. Lineage: Eukaryota; Metazoa; Chordata; Aves; Charadriiformes; Laridae. Gene Ontology annotation, biological process: negative regulation of canonical Wnt signaling pathway; protein depalmitoleylation. The coding region runs from base 63 to 1535 and encodes 490 amino acids. Gene Ontology annotation, molecular function: palmitoleyl hydrolase activity. The transcript has 11 exons.